AUGAUCCGUCGAAAACUUAGCAGUUUACUGCUAUCCACCUUUUUUCUCUCACUCUUUCCACAAGUAGCAACCGCCCAACAAAUCGACACCGGCAUACCUGAAGUCCAUCCCCGUUUCCGCACCCAAGAAUGCACCGAAUCAGGCGGCUGCAAAACGCAGCAGACGUAUCUCGUCUCCGACGCCCGGCACCGACCCUUCCACAACACCGAAGGCGAAAUCGUCGAAUGCUCCGCCGCCAACAAGGUGCUCUGUCCCGACGAGGCCAGCUGCGCCAAGAACUGCAUUCUUGAGGGCGUAGAGUACGGCAGCUUAGGCGUGCUGGCGAGCGACACGGCCGUGACGCUACGCAACUAUCUUUUUGAUGGGAGGAAGCACAGGAGUAUCAGUCCGCGCGUGUACCUACUUGCAGAGGAUGGCGAGAACUACGAGCCGAUCAAUUUGUUAAAUCAGGAAAUCAGCUUUCAGGUGGACGUGUCAAACAUUGGUUGCGGUAUGAACGGCGCGCUGUACCUGUCCGAGAUGGAUUUUGCCGGGGGGAGGAGUAAACUCAACCCGGCUGGGGCGAAGUAUGCGACUGGGUACUGCGAUGCGCCAUCCAACUCGCGCGCCACGACCAUGACUUCGCAUCCUUGCAAUCAAACAGGCCCUUUCCUUUGCAACGGUGAUCAGAGCGACGAGUCAGAGAAGAGUGGAAGCGGUAUGUGUGCCAGAAAAGGUUGCGGAAUCAAUCCGUUCAGGCUUGUCACCUACAGCUCGAAUAUUAAAGCUCCCAUCCAUGCCAACAUUUCGCCCAGCGGUGGCAAGUUUGAAGGCGCGUUGACGGAGGGGUACUGCAGUGCUCGGGAUUUCGACCACCAUGCGCGGUUGAGUGGCUUGAAGACAAUGGGCGAGGCACUGGGUCGUGGUAUGGUCAUGGUCUUGAGUAUCUGGAACUCCGAAAGACACUCAAUGGCGUGGCUGAACGCCGGAAAAAACGGGUCAUGCCAGGACGGUGAAGGGAAGCCGGAGAGGAUUGUCAAGAAGACGCCGAACGUCACAGUAACUUUUUCUAACAUCAGGUGGGGCGAUAUUGAUUCGACUGCAUAA
This is a messenger RNA of Neurospora hispaniola, 1086 nucleotides long. Its product is annotated as glycoside hydrolase. The record is from RefSeq and is a predicted model, not a curated record. Bases 1 to 1086 code for a protein of 361 amino acids. The transcript has 3 exons. Gene Ontology annotation, biological process: carbohydrate metabolic process. NCBI's taxonomy places the organism in Eukaryota, Fungi, Ascomycota, Sordariomycetes, Sordariales, Sordariaceae. Gene Ontology annotation, molecular function: hydrolase activity, hydrolyzing O-glycosyl compounds.